This is a messenger RNA of Ectocarpus siliculosus, 2199 nucleotides long. Lineage: Eukaryota; Phaeophyceae; Ectocarpales; Ectocarpaceae. The record is from the annotation of a GenBank genome assembly.
AUGGGGGCACCAGGACAGGAAACAAACGGCACCGUCGUUGCGGGUACCCUCAUGUGCAAUUACGGUGCCCCCAUUGCUCGCUCCGCGGGAGCAACCAGAAGAACUGCAUCUGAUCUGCCACGUGCACCUCCGCAGGGUCAGCUGGGCAGGAUAGUGUGCACACGCCGCGAUCCUCUGUCCACCAUUGCGUUGUCGAAUCAAGCGCGUGUUCCGGCUGAAUUUAUUCCUGCAGACCCCACCCUGGUAGAGGCACGCGGAGGAGCACCCGCUGCUAGGGAUCGCGGAGCAGCAGUGUAUGGCAACAACCGGAAUUGUACAUCAACCGCUGCUGCCCCGCUGGUGAGAAGCGAGAGCAUCGGACUGCUGCUGCCCAAGGAGGUCAAACAGGCAAGGGUCUGCGGUGGAAGAGGGAAGAGGAAUUGCUCUCCCGGACAGCAGUUGCAAGGCUUGGUGCCGAUAGACCCAGAUCAGCAGGGUCGUCAUAUCAUGUCGGAGGUCAGGCUUUCGACGGUGAUCCUGGUGUGCGCCGGUUUCGGCGUGCUUGCCUUUAUCUCGGGCUCUGCGGAGAACAUCUGGCGGAAGGUCAAGCUGGCCGGCAUCGGCGCGGUCCACAUGCUACUGUCCAAGGACAAGAAGUUCAAGCCCGAGGUGGAUUCGGGCAAGGUGCGCGUGGACUCAACCUCUCGUCGGAAGAGGAUAAUCUUCAUCAGGCACGGAGAGUCUGAAUGGAACGAGGUGUUCAACCGGGGAUUUGGGCCUUCGUUUUUGGUGCGGCUGGUGAGCGCUUUCGUGAGGGAGGUGAUGAUGUUGUCCACGCGCGACAGCGUGUUCUUCGAUUCCCCUCUCAGCAACACCGGCAUCCAGCAGACCCAGGAGCUCAUUCGGUUCCUGCAAAAGACUCCCGACAGUUUCUCGGGAUCAGGGGUUGCGGAUGCGGUGGCGACGCUUCGGGGAGGCUCGACGCAAUCGUCGCAGUCGUCAGUGGUCGUGACUUCCAACCUUCGGCGUGCCAUCGCCACCGGGCUGAUCACGCUCUGGGAGCGUUUGAGAGGCGGAGAGGAGCGCUACCUCGUCCACAGCGCCUUGCAGGAGAUGACGUUCAACAUCGACGGGAUUUCGCUGUUGGAGCGAGGGGAAAAGCCGGAUGAAGGUCUCGCCAAGGAGCUAGGCGGAAACGUUGUCUUCGACGCGGAGUUCAACGUGGGCACGAAGGCGUUGGGCAACACGGGGAUGAAGCGCAUGAAGGCACUCGCGGAGUGGGCAUCGCAAAGGCCGGAAGACACGGUGGUGUGCGUGGGGCACUCCCUCUACUUCCGCUCGUUUUUUCGGUGCUUUUUGCCACAGAGCGCGGUCCACGAUGCCAAGAAAAAGAAGAUGGUCAACUGCGGGGUCGUUGCCUUCACACUCGAGAGCGGUGUCUACGAAGGGCGGCAAGCGUACAAGAUUGAACCUGACAGCAUCGUCAGCGUGUACGGCGGCUUCAAAUAGACAAGGAGGUUAGCGGAUCAACGGCUGUCUGCGGAAAAGACAGACAGACGUUGGUUCUUGAAGUUUUGGCAACACUCUGUGGAUCGUAGGCAGGAAAGACUUGUGUUGGGAAGUGCGACAAGCUAGGGGUUAGACAUCGGAACAGCGGGCUCUAGCAACAGCUUGGGGUGUUGGAAUCGGUCAUUUCCGGCACGCCAGGGCGGAGCCACCUCUUGAGGGCAGGAAUUAAUCAACAGGGUGGGGUUCGUGAUGUGUUGCACUUGUUGGCAGCCUUAGGCCAUGGCACGCGUGUAGGACAUGGGGCGUUUUUCCCUCUCUUACCCUUGAGAGUCUGCGGGGCGACUGGUACACCACGAGGUUUUUCGAGAUUGUUUCAAAGUGGCGGCAUAUAUGGAUGCUGGACAAUGUAUGCAUAGGUAGGAUACGACGUAGCAGUGGCAGUUGUCGGUGCCCUGUGUACAAGUCGGUCGGUCGUCUUACACCGAUGUCUCUAGGGAUCGCUGUAUGAACAUGUCUCGGGACUCCACAUGCCCUAUCUGAAGAGGGCAGAGUCUCGAUACAGAUGCUGCGUACUGUGGAGUACUCUAGUAGUGUCUAGGGCUUCCUCUCGUACACAGAGCGGGGGAGGGGGCAGAGGUACAUCUUGCCGCUGACAUUUUUGGUGGAUCAUUCCGUUUAUCUUGAGCGUUUUUUGACGUGGCACGUGCUUGC